Messenger RNA from Scomber scombrus (Atlantic mackerel), 4758 nucleotides. It is a transcript of the gene sack1c, whose product is annotated as family with sequence similarity 83 member C. The transcript has 5 exons. The coding region runs from base 356 to 2206 and encodes 616 amino acids. NCBI's taxonomy places the organism in Eukaryota, Metazoa, Chordata, Actinopteri, Scombriformes, Scombridae. The record is from RefSeq and is a predicted model, not a curated record.
ACACACACACACACAGAGAGAGAGAGAGAGAGAGAGAGAGAGAGAGAGAGACACACACACACACACACACACACACACAUACACACACACACACUCAGUGACAGGACGGGAACUGGAGAGCAGAGGACCAUUUCACUGUCGCGGAGGAUACUGCUGCUGCUGGUCUGGAUUAUAGAAGUACUCCAGUGUGUAUUUAUUAUAGUAUAUUAUAGUUUAUUGUAGUAAUCAGUGUGUCUUAUUUGCUGUAAUGUUUCAGCUGCACCUGUAUCGGGGUUUUAAGUUUCAUUAAGCCUCAUUAGAGGACAGCUGGACGUGUUUUAGUGGCUCUGACUGUAAUCCUGCUGAGCGGAGCACCAUGAUCAGCUCGGAGGGCUUGAGGCCGUCCACGAACGGUAGGAAGCCGCUGGGGAAGCUCGCCUCCCGGGUGGAGGAGGUGAAGAACCCGUGGCGGCAGGUCUCCACGCUGGAGCUCAGCCACAACGAGGCGGCGCGUCUGGCCACGGACGCGCUGCUGGAGCACGGAGAGAAGGAGUACCGGCGGGUGCUGUCCGAGGAGCGGGAGCUGAACUUCCUCUCCCCGCUGGAGAUCAACUACAUCACCCAGCAUGCAGCCAAGACCUGCGGCCCUGAGAGUAACGGCACCGGCCCCAACGACCGGGACUUCGGGGACGGGGACGCCGUGUCCGAGCUCACCUCCGGGACUUACUUCCCGAUGAUGUCCGACGAGGAGCCGCCGAUGCUGGAGCUCGGCUGGCCGGACGCCCCGGUGAGAUACGGUCCGUCUGAGACUCAGAUCUACUUCCAGAGAGACAAGUCUCACAAUGUCAAAGACCUGAUCAGAUCUCUCAUCAACAAGGCCAAAAAGGUGAUCGCGCUGGUGAUGGACGUGUUUACGGACGUCGACCUGCUGUGUGACUUGAUGGAGGCGUCCAGCAAACGCAAAGUACCCGUCUACAUCCUGCUGGACGAGAAGAACCUCAGCUACUUCACAGAGAUGUGCUCCCUGCUCGAUAUUCACAACUCGCACCUGAGUAACAUGCGUAUUCGCAGCGUGUGCGGAGACACAUACUGCACCAAGAGCGGCAAGAAGUUCACCGGUCAAGUCCUGGAGAAGUUUAUGAUCAUCGACUGUGAAGAGGUCAUCGCCGGGUCGUACAGUUUCACCUGGCUGUCAGCUCAGGUCCACAGCAACAUGGUGAUGCAUUUCUCAGGUCGCAUCGCCGACAGCUUCGACCGGGAGUUCCGGUGUCUGUACGCUGACUCUGAGAUCAUCGACUGUUUCUACAACCCAGAGGAGGAGGGGAUGCCCUACUUCCCGUCGUACCAGGCCGUGAUGGGGCCCGGCAUGGGCAUGGGCAUGGGGCUGGAUUUAUUCUCUGACAGGCAAAGGGAAAAGGUGUGCUCUGAACACUCCAGCAGCUCCAGUGACAGUGUGUCCAGUGUGAAAGCUGCACCUGGGAUGACCUCCAACACGGUGUACAAGGUCAAUCAAGGUCACGACAUGAAUGAGUCCAACGGUAAUUCCCACCUCAGCCCUGACAGGAGAGGAGGAGAAAGAGGAGGACAAACCCAGACCCCUCAGGGUCAGGUCACUCCAACACCACGAGUCCCCUCCGGCAAAGGAUCCAAUCACAGUUCAGGUCCUGAGCGACCGUCACAGACCUACGGUCAACCGAUGGGCAUCGAGUGGAGCAAGCCCAACCCAGGUGACGUCAUUAGGUCCAAUCUAGGCGGCACCUCCUCCAAGUUCCAGGCGUUGGGGUUGUACGACCACAAACCGAGCAAGUUCAACAGCGCUGGACUCGCCUCCAGCACCCCCAGCCCAAACCCCAAGACCCCGACACCCUCACCGGCCAACGACAGCAAACUCACCCCCAGGCAGAGGACUUCCUCCAACCAGUUCCUCAACAAACUCCAGGAGCGCUUCUUGCCCUCCUCCAACAAAGACAAAGACAAAGAAACCUUCAACUUCCGGAGGCCACCCUCCCCUCACAGCUCCUCUCCCUGGGGGGGCCCAGACCUCUGUCCCACAGAGCCAGAGAGCCAGCAGAGCCCGCCACCACCAGUCUCCCCGCCCAUGCUCAUCAACCGACAUGACCAGAAGCGAAUGACGCUUGGUCACAGCAAGCUGGACCUGGUGAACCAAUACAACAAGAUGAAGUCCAGACAGGUGUACAGCCGCUUUGAGCUGAAGACCUCUAAUUAAGUGACGAGCUCAGACUGAUCUGUAAACUCUCUGCAUUUGUGUCUCUUUUUACAUGUUUAUAGUGAAAACAUGGAGAACCAAGUGUCCUUGGUUGUUUUUAUAAAGUCAAAUCAACAGGCAGUCCUUCGUCUGCUUUCCUCCAUGAUUCUUGAUAUCGACUCUGUUAUCAUGUGAGGAGCCAUUACAAGUACAGUCAGGUUGUGACUCUUUGUGGGGUCAUAGUUUACAAAAAAAUUGUACAUUUACAAAUGUAUUCAUUGAAACUGAUCUGACUUUAGAGACGCUAGCUUCCAGAGUCAUCAUUUGUAGAAAAGAAAAACAAGGUUGUUACUAAAAGUCUCAACAUUUUUACAUAAAUCAGUGUCCUAACCAUAGACUGUAUAUAAGAAAUGGACGUAACAUCUGUGACGUCACCCAUUGGUUUGUGGACUACUGCUUGGAAGCCAAUAGUAUCGGAUCUGAGCAGCACCAUCUUGAAAAUUUCCGGUGCUUGCUGGGAAAAAUAAAAACACGGAUUCUACUUAUAUGGGCAUCAGGAGGAGCAAGAGGCGCCCUCCUGAACCUGUCAAUCACCACGUAGCCACGCCCUAAUGCAUACCCUGCUUUAUCGUCAAAUAUAAAAUCAGGGAGGCCAAAAUUUCACAAAUGAACAUCAUACUGCAUUGAAGAAGGCUUUACACUAGCGAUUGAGACUUGGAUAGAGACGGAUUUUGACACCAAAACGGUCGCCCCCUGGUGGCCUUUUGAUAGAAUGCAGUUUUAAGUUACUUCUGUGUUGGCAUCAUUUCAGAGGACUGGAACUCCCCGCCUGGUCCUAACGCACAUCUGUCAAAUUGUAACAUGGCAGUUGAACUGUGUGCUGAAGCAUUAUGACAGAUUGCCCUCAGGUUAAAGAAAAUGUAAAUUUUUUGGCUCAAAACUAUUAAAUUGCUAGCUAAGACUAACGAUUUCAUAUUUUUUCAGUGGAGUCUCCCACUACCUUUUUCUUCAUUAAACUCAGUAAUCAUACAAUAAUCUUGAAGUUGAAUUGAAAUUUCACUUUUUGAGUAAGGAAAUAUAAAUGAUGAUUCUGCAGCUACUGUGCAGAUCUUAUAUUAUUUUUAAAAAGUUAUUUUUCAAACAGCCAAUGUAACGCUGGUUAUGUACUGUUAGCGAUAUCCGACGUCUGUGCCUUUAAACAUACACAAUUAGCGAGAGCCUGUCAUGCUGUUACAUGAUUCCACAGCCUAGCUUGCUAACGUUAGUGCUGAUUCCCGCUUUGCUUUUUAGCAACUGAGUCAGUGGCUGCACCUCACUCAUCACACAUGGUACAGAGAGAAACUAACCUUAUCAGUCUUUUGUCAACUUUGUCUCCUGUAGAAAUUACGUUUAUAUAUGGCAAUUGUAAUAAUAGAAUAAAUCCCUCGAGAGACACUGACUUCUUUUCCCCAGACACGAAGCAUGAAAACAACAAAAAUACAUACAUACACAUAAUUGAAACAAUCAAACAGCACAAACAAAAAAAGUCCUGAAGUCAAAGUCUUGAAAUGUUUUUAAAUCAAAAAUAUGUAAAAACAUGACCCCAAUGUAAAGAAAACUUCUUCAUCCCCAAGUUUGUUUCUUUCGUUUAAUACAUUAUUUUAUUUUCGAUUACAAUGUUCCUGUAACACUCCUGUAUAAUACUGUACAUGUGCCUUAAUCAUCCUGCCUUCAGGUUUACACAUUUUAGACCCACAGUAAUAUCUGCAGUGACUUUAAAAUAAGUGUUAAUUAAAAGGUACACACGUGCCUAUUAUAAGCGUCUGAUGCUACAUGGAACACGCUCGCUGUAGACAGUAACAGUGAAAGCAGUGCAAUGAUUUUCCUGGUGUUGUAUCUCAUUACAAUUCUGGGUAAUCAGGUGUAAAUGUAGAAAGUGAAGGGCUUUUUGAGGCGAGGCAGGUGGGAAAUAUUCUCAGCAGAUAAACUGUUUACACACUGCAGUAGCUCUCAUACCCAUAAAUACGUUUAUUAUUAUUAAUAUUAAGUUCUUCAGUAGACGUUUCUUUAAGGGAUUUUUUUCAAAAACGUAAAUUUGUAUAUAGUGUUAAUUAACCGCGAUCAGAUACUGUUAAUAAUCCUUGUAUUAUUGACUGUCUUUGUGAUGAAUUGUGCUGAUGAACAGUAGUUUUUCAUCGCUUGGCACUACAGGGCUUUAAAACUAAUUCCUUCUCAGCAUGGAGCGGAAAUGAAAACCGGAGCAAUAACGAUUGACAGUGAUCAAUUAUUUUGAUAUAUGUGUUUUCAUUUUGUGUGCGUUUUUUGUUUACUGCUUACUCCAGAACCAGUUUGGUUUGUUAGUAUUGUUUUUUUUCUGUCUAAGGACUUUAUGUACUAUAUGUAAAUGCAGUAUAUUGUAUAAAGCACAUGAACUGACUGUCAGGAUUUUGGGUUGUUUUUAAGGAAGCAUUUGUUUAUAUAAUUUUAUUUGUUACAGUGUCUUUACUGGAGAAUGUGAACUUCUGUAUUUCAGUUGGUCUUAAUUUGUAAGAUGAACUUGAAAAUUUAAUAAAAGCAAAAAGCUGAAGUUGAAA